UUGCCUAAUAAUGUUCACGGGCAUCGUUAUACAGUUUUUCACCAAAGUAAAUGAAGCCGAUGGUGUUGCGUGCUGAAUUCAAUGGAUGUUAAUUGUCUUAAUCGUCCCUAAAAUAGUCAUAUGCAGUUAAUGAGUUAUUGCGCAAGAAAUCAUGCUGUUGUUAGAUGUAAUAUCGCUAAAACGUAUGAUUGUCCGUAUUCUGUUUUCUGACGUUAUAGCAUUGAAUAUAGUGAAUCAUUUUUUUCCUUUUUGUGUUUCAUUUUCUUUCUUCGCUAAGCAGUUUCCCCAGACUGCAAGAGAGAGUACAAUACCUGAUAUCGAUGUUAUAAUUCGAGGCAAUCUACAGGUUACCUGCGUACCAGAUAAACGCAUUCCUCUAAAAUCUAACACAUUCAAAAUUAUGUAAUUUUUUUUUGAGCGCCUGAAAGCAUCUUGAUUGGUUGGCAUUCAGAUGAGUAUUUACAUAAUUUCACUAAUUACUAAUUCACUAAGGACAGCUGUAAUUCGUGCUGCAGGUGCCAGCUUGGCAUGUUUCCAUGGAGUGAGAGCUUGCGUACCCAUUUCACAUCUCUGUCUCCUCAGCCAGACGAGAGACCGUAAGUAAAGGCAGAGCAAAGGGGAGCAGUACAUAAUUUUAGUGUUACGUCGUAAACCAGUUAUUUCAGCUCUUCCGUGUGUUGCACACUUUACGAAAGGGUGAGGACUGGUUCCCUUCAGAUAUAACCAAGCUACAGACUGGAAUAGACCCAAUGGGGAAGACAGGCAUGCUUUGGACGUCACGUGGAGUAUGGUUCUGUCACAACAUGGACUAAGGAGACAGGCCCCACUCUUUCACCAGCUGAUGUGAUGACUGCUCACAGCACACAUUUAAAGAGAAGCAUUGUUUAUUCAAAAAUGAUCCAGUCAAACAUGUUUUUGGGCUGGAAACAGACAUGGUACAUUUGACAAGAGGAAUGUAGAGAAAACCGUUUCCCCCUCGAAGACACAGAGCCAGUCCUUGAAAAAUUUAGGCUGCACAGGCAGGAAUACAGUUCAGUAUGAGGAUUUUUGCAUCAGAAAAUUUUGCAAGCUAGUCUUUGCGAAGAGGUGAAGUCCUCUGGUGCGACAGCUUUCCAACGGCGUGGAGAGCUCCGCGCCCAGAAGCAUGGUGAUGUCACAGAGCACCUACACCUUCCUGACGUGCUUCGCUGGCUUCUGGGUGGUGUGGGCCUUCAUCGUCAUGCUCUGCUGCUUCUGCAGCUUCUUGCAGCGUAAGCUGAAGAGGCGGCGGGACGCCCGGCCGCCCGAGCAGAGCCUCCACAGCCUGGAAAUGGACGCCCUGCAGGACCGUAGCUGCCCACCAGGGGAGCCCGUGCACCUGGGCCCACCGCAGACUCUGUGCCCGUCGCUGCAGUCUCUCCAUGCCAUUCCGCAGGGCAGCUGGCCGACUUCACAAGAAGCUGAUGUUUUUGGGAAACCACCUUCCUACGAGGAUGCGGUUCUGAUGGAGGACCCGCCACCUGCCUAUAGUGAGGUUCUAGCUGACAUUAGAGGGGGAACCUACACCAAACCUGAUGCAAGGACAUCCAGGGAGCCGCAGGACUCCGAAAAGAGCAAGAUGCGCCCUGACGUGGCUCUCUCUGCCCGCGCCUACUCCUCCCUCAUCCACCUCCCCGCAGCUGAUCACUGGGAUUCCUUGGGUUGCUUCUUAUCCACUAUGGAUAUGAACCGUAACAACCUCCCUCUGCCUGCCUCCGAGCCCUCUGUCAGGGACCCGCCUCCGCUCCGCGGGACCUUCUCUGGUGGACAGGUUCCAGACCGGCCUUUACCGGACCAGACCUGUGACCUGCCGACCGCGAUCCUCGUGUUCGGCAGGAGUACAGCUGUGUAAGCCAGAAUCUGUGCCAGAACAAGCCUCCGUCACACAGACUGUGAGAGAAGUAAAGAAUUUCCUCCUUUCAUGCUGCUGUGAAGUGAAUGGGCCUCGUGGAGUAACCGCCAGCUUUGUGCAGUGACGCAGAAUACCCCAGUGAGGUGUAUGCACACACUGUAGCUGUUCAGAACUGAUAAACCCUGCAUCUAGUGUCCUGUGAUAGGUUAAAAAAGAAAAGAAAAAAUAACAUUCUACUUGAAAAGUACUUUAGUCUGACGUGCUUGCACACUAACAUGCAGGAGCAUUUUAAUUUUUUUUGUUUUUGCAUAUUUCACCCCGCUAGCCGAAUGCCUCUGCGCAGUGAGCAGUAUAUGCUUGAUGUAUCGGGUUAGAGCGGACGCAGCCAAGUAAUACACAUUCACUGAUAGCAGCUGAUUCACAGAGGAUAUACAUUUAGUGACAGUCCUUUUUUAAAUUUACAAUUUCUGUAAAUAAAACAAGAACUACUGUGAUUCUCUAGUCUUAAUGCACAGCCUUUAUUAAACUUAUUUUAUUAAACAUCCACUGGCUGUUUCCAAAACUGCCAAGGAAAAAAAAAACAAUUUACUAUUUUAUUGUAUUUGCGUGUCCUUUGUCAUGUGGACAUCUGUUGAGCUUUUUAAUUCUUUAGUCCAGUCUGGCCUAAAAUCCAGUUAUGAACACUCUUUCUAUAUGUAUUUUGUGUGAUGCAGCUAUGCCUGUAGGCACUGCAUUUACUUUUCAUUAACUUAGCAGACACUUUCAUUCAAAGCAACAUGCAAUUGAGAACAAAGGAUCACACAAUCCCUGGAGGGAGUGGAGUUUUUCAGCCUCACUUAGGAGCCCAACAGUGACGUCACUCUGCCAAACCUGGGAUUUGAAUCAGUGACCUUCUGAUCACAACAUCGUGACCCGCUGAGCCACACACUACACUACACCUUCUUUAAAUAAAGCCAUUUUAUUGGUGCCCAUGGGAGAACUCUCUUUUAGCCAACCCCCUCUUGCUC
Molecule: messenger RNA, 2877 nt
Organism: Paramormyrops kingsleyae
Lineage: Eukaryota; Metazoa; Chordata; Actinopteri; Osteoglossiformes; Mormyridae
Product: proline-rich protein 7-like
Source: RefSeq, a predicted model, not a curated record